Messenger RNA from Coprinopsis cinerea okayama7#130, 594 nucleotides. RefSeq lists its product as hypothetical. Gene Ontology annotation, molecular function: protein deglycase activity. Gene Ontology annotation, cellular component: nucleus; cytosol. The transcript is spliced from 5 exons. Gene Ontology annotation, biological process: guanine deglycation, glyoxal removal; protein deglycation, glyoxal removal. NCBI's taxonomy places the organism in Eukaryota, Fungi, Basidiomycota, Agaricomycetes, Agaricales, Psathyrellaceae. The record is from RefSeq and is a predicted model, not a curated record. Bases 1 to 594 code for a protein of 197 amino acids.
AUGCCUUCAGCUGUAGUUCUUCUCGCAGAUGGGACCGAGGAAAUGGAAUUUACCAUUACAUACGAUACCCUCGUUCGAGCUGGUGUCCAGGUUGUAUCAGCCUUUGUCCCUGCACAAUCUCCGGGUGCAAGCGUUAGUCCACCUGCGGCCAAGUGCUCGCGUGGAGUCAGGAUCCUGCCAGAUUCCUAUCUCGACCCCACUGAAUGCGGUCCUGAUAAGCACGAUCUCCUCGUGAUACCAGGAGGCGCAGUUGGAGCAGCCACCAUGUCAGCCAACGCCACGGUGCAAAAGCUCAUCCAGGCGUACUUGGAUAAGAAGAAGUACGUCGGCAUGAUCUGUGCUGGAAGCCUUGCUGCUCGGACGGCCAAGCUCCCGAAGCAACCUAUCACCUCCCAUCCAAGCGUCAGAGGCGACCUGGAAGCUGAUUUCGAGUACUCUGAAGACCCUGUCGUGGUAUCUGGAACCCUCGUUACAAGCCGCGGACCGGGUACUGCCUUCCCCUUCGCUUUGACACUUGUCGAAUUGCUGUGUGGGAAGGAGAAGCGAGAGGAAGUUCGGUCUCCAAUGGUGUUCCCAACAGGGACUCCCUUCUAG